UGUUCUUUAAUUUAUGCUUUGGCAGGUCUUGGAGCUUUUCUGGUAUGUUUGGUUGCUGCUGUUCCGUGUCCGUAUUUUUGCUUUCGUUUGUGGAUUUGAGGUCUUCAUCAGUCUUGGGUCCCCGAGCAGUCUUAGGCAUGUAGAAGAUUGUACAGGCGGUUCAUGACCGAUUUUCAUCUUGGUUUGUUCUCAUAAACCUCUCCUACAUUGCUUGUGCGCUAAUGGCAGUGACGGUUAUAUGUUUUGAGAAGUUCAUCGGGAGCUAGCUACUCUGGAGGCGUCACGGGAAUUUCCGGGAUCCGAGGCAAUGAGGUGAACCUCACGUUCCCGUGAUCAACGCCGAUGGUUGAGAACAACAUUCGAUUCCUAAAGAUUUUAAAAUCAACUUAACGGAAUGUGUCGGGUUUAAUGGUUGGGCGAAGCUAGGUUGUAAUACAUCGAUUUGGGAGAUUUUGUUCUGAUCAAGCUUGUAACCCGAACUUGAAUGCCCGGUUUUCCGGGAUAAUUUUAAUAUAAUUAUAUUUAAAAGAAAUUAUUAUCAUUAUUAAAUCAAACCAGCCACCAACUUUCAGUAGCCCUACCCGUGUAUGCGUAUCUAUAUAUAUUUAUCUUCUUCCUCUAAACUCAGCCUUCAACAUUUUUGAUCGUGGGAGAGAGUGUGACGCCAUCUUCGUCCCUCCCAUUUGCUUCUUCUCCACCCUCCUUCAAGAGCAGCUUGUCUCCUCUCUUAAUCUUCUUACCUUCUCCAUUUUCUUUUGUUUUGUUCUUAUCCGCCAUGUUCUCUCGCGUGGUGCACGUGAUGUGUGUGUGCUCGUCUCCGUUCAUCACCGGAGAACCUUGCCGCUACCACCAGAGAUCAGCCUCGCCAUUGGAGAUCAACGCCGUUCCAUUUUAGCCGCCUUUCGUUGGAUCCGAGAGGCUUAUAACGUGAGGUGUGAAGACUGGAGGAACGGAACCGGAGCCGUCAUAUCCCAUCACCACCGUCACCACUCUUCACCACCAGUACCACCCACCACCGGAGGAGCAGCUCCUUACAUCACACCCCUCGUUCGGUCGUUACGUCCAUGGCGUUGACGUUACAUGUAGGAUCCAUGAGGUGGAGAACGUGAGCGAGAGCAAGAGAAGACGUACGAUCCGGAGUGUAACGGCCCGGUUCCUGGCCCAUAAAAAUUUCCCAAAGAAUACGGGCUUCUCUACGGCCCAUUUGGCAAAACCCUAGGGCUUCCCCUCCCCUUUACUAUAAAAAGAGAUGCAGUCUCCCUUUCUGCCGGAUCACAAAUCUGAAGCGAAGCUCUGCAGAGAAUUCCCGGAGGUCGAAAACCCUAGCCGUCGAGCUCCCUCUCCUUCUCUCCUGCGCCGCCUCUCUCUCUCCUCUCUCUCUCCCGCGCGUCGCUCUCUCUCUCUCUCUCCUCGCCGUCACCCUCUCUCUCUCCUUGCCGUCGCACGCUCUCUCUCUCUCUCCCUCUCGCCGGCGCCGUGAAGUGGUGGUGCUGAUCAGAUCUCAACCUUCUCAAUCCUCGUUUCCAGAUCCAGAUCCAGAUCUAAGACUAAGGAUGUUUUCGCUUGACCAUUACGAGUGGAGGAUGCCGCGUAUGCACUACGGACGGAGGAACACCAGGGAGUAUGCCCAAAGGCGUCACUAUGACAGGGAGGGUAACUUGGUGCUACCCAUGUUUCCGGAUCCUGAAGAACAGUACAGGGAGUUUCCAUUCAGGUACCCGCACGAGCAGACUGUGAGGCAUAAGGUGUUGAUGCCACAUUUCCAGAGGAUGGCUAUGGAGGAACGCCUACUGCAGGGCAAUGCGAGGUUCCAGCUUGCAACCGAAGAGGGACCCCCGAGGAAGCGUGGCCGUCCAUGCAAGACGCCAAGUGCAGCAGGGGGACCCCCAAGGGUGUUCACCGGGAAGUGCCAGUGUGGAGUGCUGAGCAAGAAUGCUCAGGAGGACCGAUCAGUCGCUGGAUACACGGAGGACUUCAUCAACCAAGCCAAGCUGUGCAAACCAAAGAAUGCAGAGACGUGGUGCAUAUGGUAUAAGAACGGGCUACGCAAGGAACUCCAGGCGCAGUUGAGGGGUGUUUUGGAGCCCUUGGAGUUCGCGCUAGUGAGGCGGAUGGCAGGCUUCGCCAUGGAGGCAGAAGAGAAGAUUGCAGCCGAUGUGGCCGCUCUCUCGAGCAUGGAAGGAGGAAACCCGGGUAGGGACGUCGAUGGCCAUGAGGUGCCGGUAGGGGCACCCGCUAAGGGAAAGCGGGGGCGUCCGCGAAAACCACCUACAGUGACAUGUGAUUGUGACGUACUGGUCCAGAUGGUUCAGAAGCCACGCAAGGUGAAAGAUUACCUGGAGGAGUUCUUGGAUACGGCCAAGAUGUGUCAACCAAAGCCAGCUGAGGAGUGGUGUCAUCUGUUUAGGGCUGGGCUACGUGGGGAUAUUCGUGAAGAACUCGUGGGAGUCCUGGAGCCUCUGGAAUUUGCACUGGUGAGAAGGAUGGUUAACCAAGCACUGCACGCGGAGGAGUGGUUGGCGGAAAAGGAGGCGGAGGCCGAGGAUGACCGCGUCGCAGAGGGCGAGGAAGACCUGGGAUCCGAGUCCCGCUGCCCCUCGCCAUGUCAAUGUGGCUAGACGAGAUCCUAGGGACGAUUCGUAGGAGUAGGACACGUGUUCCGCUAUUGGUUUUAUUUCAUUUAUUGGUUAUUGGAGUUGGUGUUUUUCCCCUUAUUUACGGCAUUCUGUAUUUGUGCAGAUGUGCUGAGUUUUCUUUUACAAACUAUUGUAGUCCUACUCCUUUUAUUAUCUAUGACAUUCCUUCGUUGGUUUUAAAGAUUCCAGUAGAGUUAUCAUGCCAUGUAUGCCUCCCUUGAUUGUUGUGUGAAUGUGUGAAUCCAUUUCGGUAACGAACGAUUGGUCUGAAAGAUGUGGGCUUUGGAAUUCGGGGACGAAUUCCGAUUAACGGGGGAGGAUUGUAACGGCCCGGUUCCUGGCCCAUAAAAAUUUCCCAAAGAAUACGGGCUUCUCUACGGCCCAUUUGGCAAAACCCUAGGGCUUCCCCUCCCCUUUACUAUAAAAAGAGAUGCAGUCUCCCUUUCUGCCGGAUCACAAAUCUGAAGCGAAGCUCUGCAGAGAAUUCCCGGAGGUCGAAAACCCUAGCCGUCGAGCUCCCUCUCCUUCUCUCCUGCGCCGCCUCUCUCUCUCCUCUCUCUCUCCCGCGCGUCGCUCUCUCUCUCUCUCUCCUCGCCGUCACCCUCUCUCUCUCCUUGCCGUCGCACGCUCUCUCUCUCUCUCCCUCUCGCCGGCGCCGUGAAGUGGUGGUGCUGAUCAGAUCUCAACCUUCUCAAUCCUCGUUUCCAGAUCCAGAUCCAGAUCUAAGACUAAGGUGGAGUGUUUCGAACCCAACCUUCUUUCAUGGUCCUGUAUACUCCUAUAUGUUGGGGUUAGGUUUGAUUAGACCCUGUUUGGGAGUUAGGUUGAUAGUACAUGGUAUUGCUAGGAUGAUAGAUGAAUGGAUCAUGAUGCAUAAGAACCCUCAUAUUGAUAAAUGGGACUUGAUGAACUGAAUUGAAUUGUUGUGGUAAUGGCUGAUUGGUAGUUGAUACUUGUAUGUUUGGUUGUGUUGUCCCAUGUGUGGUUGUGAUUGAAGUUAGGAUGCUAGAGAGUAAUAAAUGCUAGGAUGAUAGAUGAGCAAUGAUUAUAAAAGUUAUUGAAGUAGAACUUGAAUGCGAUGUGUAUUGUGUGACACCGAUAACGGGUGGCGUCUAGUGAUUGAGUCCAAGUACAAGUAGGAAUGAAAAGGGAAGUAAUUGGGAAUGGGAAGGGUUAGGUGAAAACGAU
Molecule: messenger RNA, 3824 nt
Organism: Brassica napus (rape)
Lineage: Eukaryota; Viridiplantae; Streptophyta; Magnoliopsida; Brassicales; Brassicaceae
Exons: 2
Coding region: 1554-2618 (354 amino acids)
Source: RefSeq, a predicted model, not a curated record